Molecule: messenger RNA, 1080 nt
Organism: Mobula hypostoma (lesser devil ray)
Lineage: Eukaryota; Metazoa; Chordata; Chondrichthyes; Myliobatiformes; Myliobatidae
Product: zinc finger protein 239-like
Exons: 1
Biological process (GO): regulation of transcription by RNA polymerase II
Cellular component (GO): chromosome
Molecular function (GO): chromatin insulator sequence binding
Source: RefSeq, a predicted model, not a curated record
GAGAGGCCAUUUACCUGCUCAGUCUGUGGGAAGGGAUUCACUUGCUCAUCUAACCUGAAGGUACAUCAGAGAGUUCACACUGGAGAGAGGCCGUUCACCUGCUCAGACUGUGGUAAGGGAUUCACUUGCUCAUCUGAACUACUGAGACACCAGUCAGUUCACACAGGGGAGAGGCCAUUCACUUGCUCAGAAUGUGGGAAGGGAUUCAUUCAGUCAUAUCAGCUGCUGAGACACCAGUCAGUUCAUACCGGGGAGAGGCCAUUAACAUGUUCAGUCUGUGGGAAAAGAUUCCCUUUGUCAUCUCAACUACGGAGACACCAGUCAGUUCACACUGGGGAGAGGCCGUUCACCUGCUCAGACUGUGGGAAGGGAUUCACUCAGUCAUCCGAUCUGAAAAUACAUCAGCGAGUUCACACAGGGGAGAGGCCGUUCACGUGCUCAGACUGUGGGAAAACAUUCACUUCGUCAUCUCAACUUAAGGUACAUCAGCGAGUUCACACUGGGGAGAGGCCAUUCACCUGCUCACUCUGUGGGAAGGGAUUCAGUUUGUCAUCUCAACUACUGAGACACCAGUCAGUUCAUACUGGGGAGUGGCCAUUCACCUGCUCAGACUGUGGGAAGGGAUUCACUUUUUCAUCUCAACUACUGAGACACCAGUCAGUUCACACAGGGGAGAGGCCAUUCACCUGCUCAGACUGUGGGAAAAGAUUCACUACGUCAUCACAACUUAAGGUACAUCGGCGAGUUCACACUGGGGAGAGGCUAUUCACUUGCUCAGACUGUGGGAAGGGAUUCAGUUUGUCAUCUCAACUACUGAGACACCAGUCAGUUCAUACCAGGGAGUGGCCAUUAACCUGCACAGUCUGUGGGAAGGGAUUCACUUUUUCAUCUCUACUACGGAGACACCUGUCAGUUCACACUGGGAAGAGGCCAUUCACCUGCUCAGAGUGUGGAAAAGGAUCCACUUCGUCAUCUCAACUUAAGGGACAUCAGCGAGUUCACACAGGAGAGAGGCCGAUCACCUGCUCAGACUUUGGAAGGAGAUUCUCUCAGCCAAAUCAAUCAAAUGUGCGUCAUUGA